This is a messenger RNA of Phasianus colchicus (ring-necked pheasant), 2726 nucleotides long. It is a transcript of the gene STRADA, whose product is annotated as STE20 related adaptor alpha. Lineage: Eukaryota; Metazoa; Chordata; Aves; Galliformes; Phasianidae. The record is from RefSeq and is a predicted model, not a curated record. Gene Ontology annotation, cellular component: serine/threonine protein kinase complex. Gene Ontology annotation, molecular function: ATP binding; protein kinase activity; protein serine/threonine kinase activator activity. Gene Ontology annotation, biological process: activation of protein kinase activity; protein phosphorylation; protein export from nucleus.
UCAUAGACGCGCGCCGAGACGUCCUGCGUCACGUGGUUGCGUGCUGACGUCACACGCAGCGUCUCUACCGGUGCGAGGUGGGCGCAGCCUGAAGAGAAGGUUGCAGUUCAUUGCGUGUGCUGCGUGAGGUAGCGCGAUCGCGGAGUCCAUGUCUUUUCUUGUAAGUAAACCCGAACGGAUUAGGCGGUGGGUGUCCGAAAAGUUCAUUGUUGAGGGCUUGAGGGAGUUCGAACUAUUUGGAGAGCAGCCUCCGGGUGACUCUAGGAGAAAAACAAAUGAGGCGAGCUCCGAGUCGAUAGCUUCAUCCCAUAAAAGGGACACCAUGAGCAACUUCCUCCCAGACAGCAGCUGUUAUGAGUUGCUCACUAUCAUAGGCAGAGGCUUUGAAGACUUGAUGGUUGUAAACCUGGCCAGGUAUAAACCCUCAGGGGAGUAUGUCACUGUCAGAAGAGUUAACCUGGAAGCCUGCACCAAUGAAAUGGUCACGUUCUUGCAGGGGGAACUUCAUGUUUCCAAGCUCUUCAACCACCCUAACAUUGUGCCAUACAAAGCAACAUUCAUAGCUGACAAUGAGCUAUGGGUAGUGACAUCUUUCAUGGCCUAUGGUUCUGCAAAAGAUUUAAUCUGUACCCAUUUCAUGGAUGGGAUGAGUGAGUUGGCUAUUGCAUAUAUUCUCCAAGGAGUAUUGAAAGCACUUGACUACAUCCACCAUAUGGGCUAUGUACAUAGGAGUGUGAAAGCCAGCCAUAUCCUCAUUUCUGUAGAUGGGAAGGUGUACCUCUCUGGCCUGAGAAGUAACCUGAGUAUGAUUAAUCAUGGGCAGCGCCUCAAAGUUGUUCAUGACUUUCCCAAAUACAGCAUCAAAGUCCUACCUUGGCUCAGCCCUGAAGUCCUGCAGCAGAAUCUUCAGGGAUAUGAUGCAAAAUCUGACAUUUACAGCAUAGGGAUAACAGCUUGUGAGCUGGCAAAUGGACAUGUACCAUUUAAAGACAUGCCUUCCACUCAGAUGCUCUUGGAAAAGCUGAAUGGAACUGUUCCCUGCCUGCUAGACACCACCACAAUUCCUGCUGAUGAGCUGACUAUGAAAACCUCUCGUUCAAGUGCAAACUAUGGGCUGGGUGAGAACGUGGCUGUUAGCAAUGUGAGAGCAGCCAACGGAGAGUCAACCCUACACCCUUAUCUUCGGACCUUCUCCACCUGCUUCCAUAACUUCGUAGGGCAGUGCCUUCAGCGGAACCCAGACUUCAGGCCAAGUGCAGGUGCUCUGCUUAAUCAUCCCUUUUUCAAGCAGAUCAAGCGCCGUGCUUCUGAAGCACUCCCUGAACUGCUGCGCCCUGUCACACCCAUCACCAACUUUGAAGGAACUCGGCCCCAGGAUCCUAGUGGCAUUUUUGGGUUGGUGUCAAACUUGGAGCAGCUGGAUGUGGAUGACUGGGAAUUCUAGAAAAACAGAGACUAUAUUUGGUUCUGGAGGAGCUUUCUGGACAUUGUAAUUUAUUGUUCCUGUUCAUAAAAAGUGAUGAAUGUUACACAUGGAAGAGUUUACAGGUCCUUGGGAAGGAACAUCAGCUGCCUGUUUACUUGGAAACAAGCGUGGAAACAAAUGGACAGACCAGAGCUGUGGAGUAUUCUGGUUGGUGCAGUGCCCCAUACCCCAGUUUUUUCAGCUGAGCACCAGGAGAAUGCUACAAUGGAUUGAGUGAAUCUGUUCAGUUAUGGUCUCCUUUCCUGGGUUUCUAAAAACAAUUGGCUUCCUUGUAUCACAGGUGAAGGCUGCAUGAUUCUAUUUUUUUAUUUUUUUAAAGGGUGCCUUAGAGUUAAGAAGGGGAGGAAAGCAGUUCUUAGUUUUGGGCAUUUUCUUAGAGCUAGUCAGACUUAUGUUACAGUGUUGUUAUUGGAUAACUUCUGAGGGUGAGGAAAGGAGUGUGUUCUUAAGCUUGGUCACUUCUUUAUGGGGGAAAACAAGAAACAGAAGAUAACCUGAUGCUGUUGUGGCACAUUCACUGCACUGGGCAUUCCUCUGCAGUACUGAGCUGUGCUCCAGUUUCUGGAGGGAGCUUUUAAGACUCCUCUCAGCUGAUGUUGUGUGCUGUGUGCUCUGAGCUCCAGGUCAGAUGGCAUCCCCACUCUCCUCCCAUGGCUGCCUGGGUCAUCAAAUUCUAGUGUGUAAUUCUGUGCAUGUACCAGCUUUUCUAACCUCCCAGAGUACAUCCAGCUCAGCCUUCUGUUAGCUGGGCUGCUUUCACAGCAUGAAAUAUUCAUACCAGCCUGUUCUCAGUGACUUGGCAUGAAGGAAAAGUAAUUUUCACACAGAAUCCUCUUACUCAGAACACUUCUUUGAAUGUUAUGUACAGAAUGAUCUUAAACCCUCUAUUACCAUUGCUAUACCAUCAUCCCUGAAUGACUGACAGACUUGAAAAAAAUCCUUUGCUUGUGUUUCACACAGCUUCCCUUGAUCCCUGCUUGUGGCAGCUCUCCCCUAGCCCACAGCAUUUGGUUUUGGAGGUGUGUUUAAGGCUUUCAGUUUGACCUUUCCAAGGACCGUGGGUGCUGGAGCUCUUUCCAUUCUCAAAUGAAGCACUGAGACUCCAGUUCUGUAAGUGUGGUUGAUGGGAGAAUGGUGCUGAGAACAGGUCCUUCUUGUGUUUGUAAACUACUUGAACCCAGAUAAAGUUUGUUACUCUAGUUUUUUGCCAAAACAAAUAAAAUAUUUCUGAAGUUUGUAA